Messenger RNA from Eruca vesicaria subsp. sativa (arugula), 909 nucleotides. Lineage: Eukaryota; Viridiplantae; Streptophyta; Magnoliopsida; Brassicales; Brassicaceae. The record is from the annotation of a GenBank genome assembly.
AUGGGGAGAGGAAGGAUUGAGAUUAAGAAGAUUGAGCAUGUGAACAGUCGUCAAGUCACUUUCUCCAAGAGACGUAAUGGGUUGAUGAAGAAGGCUAAAGAGCUUUCUAUCCUCUGUGACGCUGAGGUUGCUCUGAUCAUCUUCUCAAGCACCGGCAAGGUUUAUGAUUUCUCUAGCGGAUGUAUGGAGCAAACCCUUUCAAGAUAUGGAUACAGUGCUGCAUCAGCUGAUCAUAAACAAUUACAAGAACAACAACUUGUACUAUGUGCUUCACAGGAGAACGGUGCUGUGUUGAGGAAAGAUGAUGCUAUGAGGAACGAACUCGAGAGAUUACAUCUCGCAAUUCAGAGGCUGAAGGGUAAGGAGCUUGAUGGUAUGAGUUUCUCGGAUCUCAUCUCUCUUGAAAACCAGUUGAAUGAUAGCUUGCAUAGUGUCAAGGAUCAAAAGACUCAAAUCUUGCUAAACCAGGUAGAAAGAUCCCGGUUAAAGGAAAGAAGAGCAUUGGAAGAGAACCAAAUCUUGCGCAAACAGAUAGAGAUGUUUGGGAGAGGUUCAUCAGGACCAAAAGGGCUGAGUGAAAUACCUCAGUUCUCUAGCCCACAAGUAGAGCCUGAGAGCUCUUCAUCAGACGAUGAUGAUGAUGACGACAAUGACCACUAUUCCAACACUUCCUUGCAGCUGGGGUUGUCGUCAUCGGGGUAUUGUAGAAAGAGAAAGAUGCCGAAGAUUGAAUCUCCCUGCGAUAACUCUGGAGGUCAAGUGGCUUCUGAUUGAUUGAUAUCAGUUAUUAAUUAUUCUCCUAAUUAUGGUGUUUAGUAUAGGUUUAUUGUGUAUUAUUCUCCAUAUUUAUCAAGUAGAGUUUGAUUUUAUGUCUUUAAGUGAACCAUUUUUUUUUCCUUAAAAUCAAGA